Iphiclides podalirius (scarce swallowtail) is the source of this 801-nucleotide messenger RNA. The record is from the annotation of a GenBank genome assembly. NCBI's taxonomy places the organism in Eukaryota, Metazoa, Arthropoda, Insecta, Lepidoptera, Papilionidae.
AUGCCGCGCAGGAGCAGGUGGAUGCACCUGGUGGCCGGCGUCGUCGCCGGCGUCACCCUGGGCGUCUUCCUGAAGCUCUGCUUAAGGACGUCCACCAGGACUUCCAUACAGGCGUGCUCGGACGCGGCCAAGCUGUACGCGGAGCCGGACCCGCUGGCCACCAUCGGCCUGAGAGCCGACGAGACGGUGGAGAACUCGAACAGGACUCUAGUGUUCGUGGGUGUGAUGACGGCCGAGCAGUAUCUGGACUCGCGCGCGAGGGCCGUGUACGAAACGUGGGGCCAGGACCUGCCCGGCAGGAUAGCGUUCUUCAGCUCGGAGGUGUCCCGGGCGCCGGGGCUGCCGCUGGUGCCGCUGCGCUUCGUGGACGACAGCUACCCGCCGCAGAAGAAGUCGUUCCUCAUGCUGCUGUACAUGUACGAGAAGUACGGCGACCGGUUCGAGUGGUUCAUGCGCGCGGACGACGACGUGUACGUCAGGGGCGACAAGCUGGGCGAGUUCCUGCGCUCGGUGGACAGCAGGAAGCCGCAGUUCAUCGGGCAAGCGGGCCGCGGCACCGCCGCCGAGAGGGACGCCCUGGCUCUGGAGUACAACGAGAACUUCUGCAUGGGCGGGCCGGGGGUGCUGAUCUCGCGCGAGACCCUGCGCAGGGUCGCCCCCCACGUCAAGUACUGCCUGAAGCACCUGUACACCACGCACGAGGACGUGGAGCUGGGCCGCUGCGUGGCCAAGUUCGCCGGCGUCUCUUGCACCUGGAGCUACGAUGUGAGUAGUCUCCCAUUUCACUUGUGUAUGCACGUG